This is a messenger RNA of Dromiciops gliroides (monito del monte), 1518 nucleotides long. RefSeq names its product RNA-binding region-containing protein 3-like. The transcript has a single exon. Gene Ontology annotation, biological process: mRNA splicing, via spliceosome. Gene Ontology annotation, molecular function: U12 snRNA binding; pre-mRNA intronic binding; protein binding. Bases 1 to 1518 code for a protein of 505 amino acids. The record is from RefSeq and is a predicted model, not a curated record. NCBI's taxonomy places the organism in Eukaryota, Metazoa, Chordata, Mammalia, Microbiotheria, Microbiotheriidae. Gene Ontology annotation, cellular component: U12-type spliceosomal complex.
AUGGCGGCGCUGGAGCAGGUCCCACUGCCAAGGAGUUGCCAGGGCUCCUCAAUGCUACCCCUGCCCCAGGCCAACAGGACCCUUCUGGUCCGGCACUUGCCCGCUGAGCUGACAGUGGAGGAGAAGGAGCACCUCCUGAAGCACUUUGGAGCCCAGGCCAUUCGGGUCCUGUCAGACAAGGGCCGCUUGAAACACACUGCUUUCGCAACUUUCCCAAGUGAAAAAGCAGCGAUAAAGGCACUGUCAAGACUUCAUCAACUAAAGGUUUUAAAUCACACUUUAGUUGUUGAAUUUGCAAAAGAACAAGACCAAGCUUCCUCCCUCUGCCAGACUUGGUAUUCAGAGAGAGAGAAACGGUCUGAUGAACCUGUGAAGGAAGAUAAAGAAAAACGAGAGCCAAGUUGUUGGACCAUAGAAAACGGAAUCGCACCAAGUCAUGGGCUAACUUUUCCUUUAAAUCCCUGCCUCAAAUACCUGUAUCCACCACCUUCCAGCACAAUACUAGCCAACAUAGCAAGUGCCUUGGCAAGUGUGCCUAAGUUCUAUGUGCAAGUGCUUCAUCUUAUGAAUAAAAUGAACUUACCCCCACCCUUUGGACCAAUGGCUGCCCUACCACCCAUGUAUGAAGAGGACUUGCCAGCGUAUGUGCCUCUUCCUCCUGAAACUCCUUUGCCACCUGAAGAGCCUUCUUUUCCAGAAGAAGGUAAAGGAUCUAGUGGAGAAGAAUCUGAAUAUGAAAGCAGUGAUGAUGAAGCCCGAGAGAGGAUGACAAAAUUGAUGGAGUUAGCUAAUUUUCAACCCCAGAGACCAGCAACUGCAAAGCAACACCCUCCAAGGAAAAGGCAAAAGAUAAAGGACAUGCUAAAUAUGCCUGCAUCUACUUCCCAUGGUAAUUCACACCCUGUGCUAUUGCCUUCAGAUGUGUUUGAUCAGCCUCAACCUGUAGCACAUAGAAAAAUAGGAUUCAACAUAUCUUCUGGGAUGCCUGCUGUAUUUGGAAAAGAUUUAGAGGGAGAACAAAAGAGUGACCUACCUGCUAAUGAAGGAUUUGGAAAGAUGUUUCCAGCUCCCAUUUUGAAUGACAAAGAGCAGAUUCAAGAAGACUCAGAUGAGAUACCAGCAAAAAUUAUCUCUAGAAAAGAGUUGGAAAAAGGCAGGAUUUCUAAAGAAGAAAUGGAAACACUUUCAGUUUUCAAAAAUUAUGAACCAGGAGAUCCAAACUGUAGGAUUUAUGUAAAGAACUUAGCAAAGCAAGUUGAAGAGAAUGAUCUUAAGUUUAUUUUUGGAAGAUAUGUUGACUUUUCAUCACAAACAGAACGAAUCAUGUUUGACAUCCGGCUGAUGAAAGAAGGGCGAAUGAAAGGCCAAGCUUUCAUUGGAUUUCCAGAUGAAAAGGCUGCAACUAAAGCUUUAAAAGAAACUAAUGGAUAUGUACUUUUUGGAAAACCCAUGGUGGUACAAUUUGCUCGAUCUGCUAGACCAAAACAAGAUCCUAACGAUGGAAAAAGGAAAAGAUAG